AUGGUUGCGCUUCCCUUUGUCCUUCUAGCUGCUGCUUUGGUUGAAGCCGCUCCUACUCUUCCAUGGAAGAAAGACAGUGAUAUCGAUAUCAUUGGAACGCAAGAACAUCUCUUCCCUUACUUGGCCGGUUCCGCUCCCCACUUUUCAUACCCUCUGAGCUACGGCAUUCCAAAGGAAGUGCCAGAACAAUGUACCAUCAAGCAAGUUCAAUUGUUUGCUAGACACGGUGAAAGAUACCCAACCAACGGCACUGGUGCCAAGAUUGCUGCUACUUAUGCCAAGAUGGCCAACUUGACGGCCGCCAAUGGCUCUUUGGCUUUCUUGAACAACGGUUAUGAGUUCUUCAUUCCAAACUCUGACAACUUCGAAGAGCUUACGACGUGGGAGAACACUUUGGACCCUAUCAACCCUUAUCUUGGUGAGCAGGAUGCCAGACUUCAUGCUCGCGAAUUCUUGAACCAAUACAGCGACCUAUUGAACGACACCACUUCAUUCGCUAUGUUCACCUCUAACUCUAAGAGAGUUCACGACACUGCAAAGUUUUUCGCUGAUGCUUUGGGCGACAAGUACAAUGUGAGUAUGCAGAUUAUUGACGAAAAUAUCAGCAGUGGUGCCAACACCUUGACCCCAAUCAACUCAUGUACUGUGUACAACGAGUCAGAAAACGCUGCUGUGUACGCUAACUACUCUACUGCUUACUUGAAGGACAUCGCCACCAGGUUGAACAACGAAAACAAAGGUUUGAACUUGACCACCAGCGAUGCGCUAAACAUGUUCUCGUGGUGUGCUUAUGAAGUUAACGCUAAGGGUUACAGUGAGAUUUGUGAAGUUUUUAAGCCCGAAGAGCUAGUUUACUUCUCUUACUAUGAUGACUUGACGAGUUACUACAUGGAUGGUCCAGGUAACUCUUUGGGAAAGACUGUUGGUGCUGUUAAUUUUAACGCCUCCGUUGAACUUUUGAAGCAAAGCGACUCUUUGGACCAAAAGGUGUGGUUGAGUUUCACCCAUGACACUAACAUUGUAAACUACUUGGCUGCGGUUGGUUUGUUUGACGACGGUAACAAGCUUCCAGUAUCCUAUGUUCCAAUCAAGAAUCACCUCUACCACAAGUCUUGGAUGGUUCCACAAGGUGCUAGAGUUUACACUCAACUUUACGAAUGUUCUAAUCAAACUUAUGUUAGAUACGUUGUUAAUGACGUCGUUAUUCCAAUCGAAAAGUGCUCAAGUGGUCCAGGUUUCUCCUGUGAAUUUGAAGACUUCAUUACUUACGCCAAUAGCAGGCUAAAUGGCACCAACUAUGUCUCCUCAUGUGAAAUCGAGAAAACCAGUAACCAAACCGAGUUGACUUUCUACUGGGAUUACAAAACCAAAAAUUACAAUGCUAGCUUGUUGCUACAAUGA
Messenger RNA from Lachancea fermentati, 1401 nucleotides. Lineage: Eukaryota; Fungi; Ascomycota; Saccharomycetes; Saccharomycetales; Saccharomycetaceae. The record is from the annotation of a GenBank genome assembly.